GUCUUCACCCAACCGUCGGAUUUACAAGCAGACUUUUCUAGCUUUCGCCAAUUUCUAUCAUUGAGGGUUGCGAUCCCCUGGCGGAAAUUAUACCAGUUCUUCUUACAAUUGAGAAUAUUAAUUUUUCAUUGCACUUUCCGACGCCUCCAUUGGCUGCAACUAACCGUAACGCUGCCUAGCCUAUGGUGCAGCUCUCUCCGACAACCUGAAAAACUCCUCCAUCCUCCCGAUAUACAUACUUCACAUACAAAAUGGCGCCCUCAGCAACAAAUACUGAAUGGGACCACCAGUUCAACACCUUGCGAAAGCAUGAUUUGUUCCAGAACCCCCCCAAAGAUCACACAGCGUACCCUGCGCUUCAGUUAGCCGUCGACCCUCACAUUGAGUCCUUCAAUGCUCUGUUUGACGCCAAUGGAAAGGACGGAAUCAUCUCACAUGGCCUCAAGGAUAUCGGCGCCAAGGUGUUCUUCGAUGGCAACGACCGCGACGGACCGGAGGGCAAGAACCGCAUCGACAUCCGGGUCAAGACGGUCAACCUGCAAAGACCACAGGUUCCUCCCUCCAACAAGCUUGCUCGCCACAGAGAAAUCUACCCCGCCGAAUGCCGUGAGCGACAUGUAUCUUACAGAGGCAGACUGUCUGCUACCUUUGAAUACAGCAUCAACGGCGGCGACCCGCACGAGUUUGUUCGCGAGCUUGGCCAGGUCCCCAUCAUGAUCAAGUCAAGCAGAUGCCAUCUCGAGAACAACUCGCCUGCCCAGCUUGUUGACCGUAAAGAAGAAUCCGAAGAGCUCGGUGGCUACUUUAUUGUCAACGGUAUUGAGAAAAUCAUCCGUCUUCUCCAGGUCAACAAGAGAAACUUCCCCAUGGCCAUCAACAGACCUAGCUUCCAGAACCGUGGCGUUGGCUAUACAUCUUACGGUAUCAUUGUCCGAUCCGUCCGACCCGACGAGACGUCGCAGACCAACGUCCUCCACUACCUCAACGACGGUAAUGUCACUUUCCGAUUCUCGUGGCGCAAAAAUGAAUACUUGAUCCCCGUCGUCAUGAUUCUCAAGGCUCUCGUCGAGACCAACGACAGAGAAAUCUUCGAGGGUAUCAUCGGCCCCAUGGGCUCCAAGGCUACCGAAAACACCUUCUUGACCGAUCGAGUCGAGCUUCUGCUCCGCACAUACAAAUCUUUCAAUCUCUACAGCAAGUCACAGACCCGCGCCUAUCUCGGCCAAAAGUUCCGCGUCGUCUUGGGCGUUCCUGAGACCAUGUCCGACUAUGAAGUCGGUACCGAGUUCCUCCGCAAGAUUGUCCUUGUCCACCUGGGCAACGUGGAUGUUACUGAGAGUCAGGACGCUGACAAGUUCCGCAUGGUGCUCUUCAUGAUCCGUAAACUGUACGCCCUGGCUGCUGGCGACUGUGCCGUCGACAACCCCGAUGCUGUCCAAAACCAGGAAAUUCUUCUCGGUGGCUUCCUCUACGGUCAGAUCAUCAAGGAGCGACUUGAUGAGUUCCUUGGCGUCAGUGUUCGCCUGUCUAUUCGAGAAUUCUUGCGCCGCAACGCCGCCGUCACUUUCACAUCUGAAUCGUUCAAAAAGGAGUUCCCUGCCAAUAUCUUCCGUAAAGCCAACGAAAACGUGGGUAACGCGCUCGAAUACUUCUUGUCCACGGGCAACCUCCAGAGUCCUUCCGGUCUGGAUUUGCAGCAAACUGCUGGUUUUACUGUCGUGGCGGAAAAGCUCAACUUCCUGAGAUUCAUUGCUCAUUUCCGUAUGGUGCACAGAGGUGCUUUCUUUGCUCAAUUGAAGACCACUACCGUCCGAAAGCUGCUCCCUGAAUCUUGGGGUUUCAUGUGCCCUGUCCACACUCCUGAUGGUUCUCCUUGCGGUCUGCUAAACCAUUUGGCACACAAGUGCAAGAUUAUGACGGAGCACAUUGAUGUGUCCAAGAUCCCUGCGCUUGUCGCAGAGCUGGGAGCUGUUGAGACCUCAACUGCUACUACUGCAGAGAAUGUAGUCGUCAUGCUUGACGGCAAGAUUCUCGGCUGGUGCACUCCUAAGGAGUCCCUUCGCAUUGCUGAUUGUCUUCGCUACUGGAAGGUUGAGGGAAGCCACGGCGUUCCCCUGCAUCUUGAAAUUGGUUACGUUCCCGCCUCUACUGGCGGUUCGUAUCCUGGUAUCUACAUGUGCUCUACUCCUUCGCGCAUGGUUCGCCCUGUCAAGUAUCUGCCCCUCGCUAAGGAAGACAGCGUCGGCCCUUACGAACAGCCUUACAUGUCCAUUGCCUGUCUCCCUGAGGAGGUUGAAUCCGGCAUCUCCACCCACGUCGAGUUCUCUCCCACCAAUAUUCUUUCCAUUCUCGCCAACAUGACUCCCUUCUCCGACUUUAACCAAUCCCCCAGAAACAUGUACCAGUGUCAGAUGGGUAAACAAACAAUGGGUACUCCCGGUACCGCCAUUCGAUACCGUACCGACAACAAGUCUUACCGUAUUCAAACCGGCCAGACACCGAUUGUCCGCGCACCUUUGCACAACACCUAUGGUUUUGACAACUUCCCUAACGGCAUGAACGCCGUUGUUGCAGUCAUUUCUUACACUGGUUACGACAUGGAUGACGCCAUGAUUAUUAACAAAUCUGCUCAUGAGCGCGGCUUUGGCCACGGUACGAUUUACAAGACCAAGAAGAUUUCGCUUAAAGACGAUUCGAGAACGAGAGCUACAAAGAGUGUCACCAAGGCCUUUGGCUUUGCUCCCCACGGCUUUAUUAGCGACAAGCACCAGGGCAUGCUAGACGAAGAUGGUCUCCCUCACGUUGGACGAAUGCUCCAGGAGGGUGAUGUCAUCUGCGCCUGGCACACCGUCACACAAGACUACAAUGGCAACCUGGUGAACCUCGACGGCAUUACGCACUUUGAAAAGUACAAGGAUACCGAAACUGCCUUCAUUGAGGAAGUCCGCCUCAUUGGUGCCGAGACUGGCUCCGAACCUCUACAGACUGUGUCCAUCAAGUUCCGCGUUCCUCGUUCGCCCGUUAUUGGUGACAAGUUCUCAUCCAGACACGGACAGAAGGGUGUUUGCUCGCAAAAGUGGCCUGUCGGCGAUAUGCCCUUUUCUGAGUCGGGCAUGCAGCCCGAUGUCAUCAUCAACCCUCACGCUUUCCCCUCGCGAAUGACCAUUGGCAUGUUUGUCGAGUCUUUGGCCGGCAAGGCCGGUGCUCUUCACGGCUUGGCCCAGGACUCCACUCCCUUCAAGUUUGACGAGAACAACACGGCUGCCGACUACUUUGGCCACCAGCUGAUGAAGGCCGGCUACAGCUACCACGGCAACGAGCCCAUGUACUCGGGUAUCACUGGCGAGGAGCUUGGCGCUGACAUCUACGUCGGUGUCGUCUACUACCAAAGACUGAGACACAUGGUUAACGACAAGUACCAGGUGCGAACAACGGGUCCUGUGGUGCCUACCACUGGCCAACCCAUCAAGGGUAGAAAGCGUGGUGGUGGUAUCCGUGUUGGUGAAAUGGAGCGUGAUGCUCUGUUGGCCCAUGGCACGGCCUUCUUGCUGCAAGACCGUCUGCUCAACUGCUCGGAUUACACCAAGUCCUGGCUAUGCCGUCGCUGCGGAUCCUUCCUGUCGGUACAGCCGACCGUUUCGCAGUUUGCGCCGUCCAAGAAGAGGGCCCCAAGCAUCGUCCGAUGCCGCAACUGCGCCACCAAGCUCGAUGACACAGAGGGCUUGGAUCUCACAGAGAUUCAGGGUGAAAUCUGGGAGGAUGGCCUCGGCAACAGCUGGGUUGGCGGCGACCACACCACCCAGAUUGUGGUGCCUGGUGCGCUCAAGUUCCUCGAUGUGGAGUUGGCAGCCAUGGGUAUCAAGCUCAAGUACCGCAUCAGCAGCGAUGACGAGCCUAGGAAGGGCAAAUUAAAGUCAAUUGCCUGGCCCACUGCCAAGAAGGGCGAGUAAAAGUCAAGAAGAACAGAAAGACGUGUGAUGAUUACGAUGGACGGGGAGAUGGAGAGAAGGAGGUUUGGGUUAUGAAAACGAGUCCUUGUAUAUAUGGAAGCAAACAUACCUUGUUAGACUAUUAGCAUUUUCAAAAGCAAUACGCAAUAUUUUAUUUUUACAUAG
Messenger RNA from [Torrubiella] hemipterigena, 4115 nucleotides. The record is from the annotation of a GenBank genome assembly. NCBI's taxonomy places the organism in Eukaryota, Fungi, Ascomycota, Sordariomycetes, Hypocreales, Clavicipitaceae.